AAACUCCCUUUCAACCAAAUAGCCACAAGAAUACACAAUAAAUCACUUUGUGCUACUUAUCCAAUACUGAAGAUAAAGAUUUGUUAUUUUCAACACUUAAACUGCUCAACAAUACUUCGAAAAGGUUUACAUCAACUGUCAUACACCGCCCAUCAUGGGGGUGUCGGUCAUUGAUGAGCAGCGCCAGGGUAAGCUCGACUUUGCGAAUCUCAGGGAAUGUGUGAACGCUGACCAUGAGUUAUAGCUAUUUUGGAUGCCAUAAAAUCUAUCACUCGAGGCGACGUAUGUUUUCUGAUUCUGUGCUCGAAUACAUGCUGAAACAUUAGCAGUGGAAAGUACUGGUUAUAGACGAGGCGACUAAGAAGAUAGUGUAUAAUGUCCUUAAGGAAGAUGACAUUCUCAACGAGAAUAUCGCCAGUAUGUAUAUUUAAGCGGGUUGAUUGGGCUUUACUAAAGAUACCGCAGAUGUGGAAAUACUGGAAAGCAGGAGGGAAAUGAACCCUGGCAUGGAUGCUAUAUAUCUCCUAUCACCAGAGCCACAUGUUGUCGACUGUUUGCUGGCAGACUUCGAACGUCGAAGAUAUCGCAAAUCAUUCCUAGUAUGGGUUGCCCUUCUCGAUCCAACGAUGCGCCGGCGUAUCGACUCCUCUAGACAAGCACAAGAACAAUUAGCCGGCUGGGAAACUUUGUCAAUAGAUUAUUACCCCCGCGAGUCACAUUUAAUUACCUUCAGAGAUCCUUGGAGUUUUCCUAUUUUAUUUCACCCAGCAUGUGCUCCUUUGGUGCGCGAUCAUAUGCAACUUCUAGCGCAAAAGGUAGGAUCCAUCGAAUGGCAUGAACUACAGGUUUGGGCUGAUUUUGAUAAAUAGAUUACUGGAAUUUGCGUAUCCCUAGGGGAAUCCCCAAAAAUACGAUAUUACAGACCCAAAAAUCCUACACAUGAAGCAGCAGUCUUAUGUUCUCAUUUAGCUAGAUUUGUUCAAGAGGAGCUCGAUGCAUACCAGCAAUAUAACCCCAGUUUCCCACCGCCAUCUAAUCGACCUCAAGGUGUUCUCCUCAUAACCGAUAGAUCAAUGGAUAUAUUAGCACCAUUACUACACGAAUUUACAUACCAAGCCAUGGCACACGACCUCCUGCCAAUCAAAGACCACGAGAAAGUUACAUACACAACUAUAUUGAAUGAAGGAACUGCACAAGAAGAACAGAAAGAAAUGGAAAUUGGUGAGAAGGACAAGAUAUGGGUAGAAAACAGGCAUCAGCAUAUGAGUAAAACUAUCGAAAAAUUAAUGAGCGAUUUCAAAAAGUUUAUCGCAGACAAUCCACAUUUUGCCAAACAAGAUGCGGAAAAUGUCAGUAUAAAUCAGAUCAAGGAUAUGUUAGCAGGAUUGCCCCAAUUUCAGGAGAUGAAGGAAGCAUACUCUUUACAUUUGAAUAUGGCACAAGAAUGUAUGAAUAUCUUUCAACAUCACGAGCUUCCCGAUAUUGCAUUGGCGGAACAAACACUAGCCACAGGACUCGACGAAGAUUACCGGAAGCCUAAGGAGAUGGGUGCACAAGUCAUUCGUUUACUAGAUAAUCCAGCUGUUGCUCCCAAGGAAAGGUUAAGGCUUAUUAUACUUUAUGUCAUAUUCCGAGAUGGUUUGAUUGUGGAAGAUAUAGAACGUCUUCUACAUCACUCGGGACUUCCUCUCUCAGAAAUGAACGAAAUUCUUAACCUAGAAUUACUAGGGGUACACACCACCAAGAAACUUACAGAUAAAAGCAAAGCUUCAUCAGUCCCGUUAUUCCCACCGAAACCUAUACCCACCAUGAUCAACGAAGAGCUUGCUCUGUCCCGAUAUGAAACCAACCUUCAACGUAGUCUUGAAGAAAUCACCAAAGGAACUUUAGAUCCAUCUAUCUUCCCUUACACAAAACCCCCCACAGAUCCAUCCGAAGAAAUGGCUUUUCAAUCACAAGCUUCACUUCGUAGUGCCAAGCCUACAUGGGCUCGUGGACGUAGUACCACACCAGAUAACAUGCAAAGAAUCAUUGUUUUCAUAGCUGGUGGAGCUACUUACUCCGAAGCAAGAGCUUGCUACGGAAUUUCGAAAGAUUGCAACAAAGAUGUAUUUUUAGCAACCUCUCACAUGCUCAAUCCAAACUUGUUCCUAAAACAAGUCGGUGAUUUAACCGCCAGCAGGAAGCAACUAGAUCUACCAAUCGACAGACCAAAACCUAAAGCUCCAGCCUAUCUUUUCAUGGCCAAUGAUCCUCCUCCAGCUCCACCGGCUGCGCAAAGUGGACUCGGAUUACCGAGUGGACCAAAUCACGCUCCUGGAGGCGUGAGACCUCCAAGAAGCCCAGGAGCUCCAGCUCCGCCAAUGAAGAGUCCAGAUAGUGGGCAUUUGACCGCGGGAAUGCAGCAGAUGUCUCUAAACGGGACAGGAGAUGGAGCAGGACAUUCUUCUGGAAAAUUAGAGAAGAAGAAGGGUGAGGAUGGGAAAGAGAAGAAAAAGAAAAUGCACUUCUUCAGGAGUAAAAAAUAAAAAGUGGUAAUUACUUCGGCCCUGGUGUCUUGUUGAUGAACGGAGAUGCGAAAUAGGAAAUCAUUAGGAUAGGGGUUAAAGAGUUUGUGUAUCAUAUGGAGGGUUGAGGCACAAUAAACGCGCAUGGAGUAAAUAUGUGAAUUACAGAUAAUGUUCUGUGUCGGUGGAGAACAAAUGAAGAAAUCGAAGGAUAUUAAACCAUAUUUACGGAAAGGGAUAUGCCGGAGAUAUUGAAGGCAUUACUAAUAGCAUAGUCGGGAGAUGAAGUAUACAAGAUGUACAAGAAUGGUGAAAUUGGGCUGGGCAAAUAAUAAUAGUAGCAUGAACGUGUAAUACGAAUUUGAAAAAUUAAUUGAUAUGU
Molecule: messenger RNA, 2889 nt
Organism: Sclerotinia trifoliorum
Lineage: Eukaryota; Fungi; Ascomycota; Leotiomycetes; Helotiales; Sclerotiniaceae
Source: the annotation of a GenBank genome assembly